This is a messenger RNA of Penicilliopsis zonata CBS 506.65, 882 nucleotides long. RefSeq lists its product as hypothetical. The record is from RefSeq and is a predicted model, not a curated record. NCBI's taxonomy places the organism in Eukaryota, Fungi, Ascomycota, Eurotiomycetes, Eurotiales, Aspergillaceae. The transcript is spliced from 4 exons. Bases 1 to 882 code for a protein of 293 amino acids.
AUGCCUGUUUCUGGCCGCGCGGCACCUCGCACUGGAAAGUCCGGUGUGCUGGUGAACGACCACUCCAGCAGCAAUGUGAGUCAGGAGGAGCAGCAGCAGCGUGCUGAAGAGGCGUCAGAGGAAGAGAAGAGAAAAGAGGCGGAGGCGACGCAGAAACGUCUCGAGGCCGACCUGGAGAAAUUGCAGGGUGAGAAUACAGCGCUCGAUACUGCCAAGCAGGGACUUGAAGCGCAGCUCGGCACGCUUUCGGCUGCCAACGCCCAGCUGGAGAAGGACAAGGCGGGGUUGGAAAGGAAUAUCGGCAAUCUGAACCGCACGGUGGACGAUCUCAAGGCGCAGAUCGGCACUCACGAAAACACCAUCGCCGAUCUACAGCGCCAGAUCAGAGAGGCAACCACUCUCAACGAUGAUAACAACCUCAACCCGGAAUACCACGGCAAGGUUGUGCGACUCGUUGUUCCGAACACUGACCUGGUGGCCACCAUGAUAAAUCCCGUCAUAUUCGCCCGCAUCAACAGCUCAGAGGCCGAGUUUGUCGUCCUCCACAAGGUGCAUCCCUGGGACCGCAAGUCUGCCUGGACGAUCAGCCGCAACGGCACAGAAUACCUGGGAGAUUCUUUCCAUACGAAUGGCGGUGCGCUCGUGUUCCCCACCAGCAGAGGAUCGGGAGACGAGGCGAGAAGUCGUGAGUGGCUCAUUGCCCAGCGGCCAGGCGACCCGAAUGGAUUCAUUAUCAAGAAUUGCAAGGAAGGAAAGGUUUUGCAGAAGCAGGCAGGUGUUUCCGUGAAUCUGGGUGUGGCGAGAAUUGAUGCGACCUGUCUAAUCCUAGCGGAUGCUAAUAAUUCGGCGGACCAGGUCUUCAACCUUUUGGUUAAAGGUUAA